Molecule: messenger RNA, 2248 nt
Organism: Microcebus murinus (gray mouse lemur)
Lineage: Eukaryota; Metazoa; Chordata; Mammalia; Primates; Cheirogaleidae
Gene: HOXA1
Product: homeobox A1
Biological process (GO): regulation of transcription by RNA polymerase II
Cellular component (GO): nucleus
Molecular function (GO): RNA polymerase II cis-regulatory region sequence-specific DNA binding; DNA-binding transcription factor activity, RNA polymerase II-specific
Source: RefSeq, a predicted model, not a curated record
AUAUCAUUUUUCUUCUCCGGCCCCAUGGAGGAAGUGAGAAAGUUGGCACGGUCACCCAGGGCUUCGCAGGACCCGGUCACUCAGUGACAGAUGGACAAUGCAAGAAUGAGCUCCUUCCUGGAAUACCCCAUCCUCAGCAGUGGCGACUCCGGGACCUGCUCAGCGCGAGCCUACCCAUCCGACCAUGGGAUUACAACUUUCCAGUCGUGCGCGGUCAGUGCCAACAGCUGCGGCGGCGACGACCGCUUCCUAGUGGGCAGGGGGAUGCAGAUCAACUCGCCCCACCACCACCACCACCACCACCACCCUCACCAUACCCAGCCGGCCACCUACCAGACUUCCGGGAACCUGGGGGUGUCCUACUCCCACUCGAGUUGUGGUCCAAGCUAUGGCGCGCAGAACUUUGGUGCGCCUUAUAGCCCCUAUGCGUUAAAUCAGGAAACAGACGUAAGUGGUGGGUACCCCCCAUGCGCUCCCGCUGUUUACACUGGAAAUCUCUCAUCUCCCAUGGUCCAGCAUCACCACCACCACCAGGGUUAUGCUGGGGGCGCGGUGGGCUCGCCCCAGUACAUUCACCACUCAUAUGGACAAGAGCAUCAGAGCCUGGCCCUGGCCACGUAUAAUAACUCCUUGUCCCCUCUCCACGCCAGCCACCAAGAAGCCUGUCGCUCGCCUGCGUCUGAGACGUCUUCUCCAGCGCAGACCUUUGACUGGAUGAAAGUCAAAAGAAAUCCUCCCAAAACAGGGAAAGUUGGAGAGUAUGGUUACGUGGGUCAACCCAACGCGGUGCGCACCAACUUCACUACCAAGCAGCUCACGGAGCUGGAAAAGGAGUUCCACUUUAACAAGUACCUGACGCGCGCGCGCAGGGUGGAGAUCGCCGCAUCCUUGCAGCUCAACGAGACCCAGGUGAAGAUCUGGUUCCAGAACCGCCGAAUGAAGCAGAAGAAACGCGAGAAGGAGGGGCUCUUGCCCAUCUCUCCUGCCACCCCGCCUGGAAGCGACGAUAAGGCCGAGGAAUCCUCAGAGAAGUCCAGCUCAUCGCCCUGCGUUCCUUCCCCGGGGUCUUCUACCUCAGACACUCUGACUACCUCCCACUGAGGCCGCCCCAGCCCCGGAAUUCCCAGUCCAGGCUUCUUGGGCUCGGACUUCUUACUCAAAGCACAUUCUUAGCUUAUCUUUCCUUCAUUUACAGUCUCUUUCUUCCUUUCUGAUCCUAUCUGCGGAACUUCUGGUCAGGAUAAUGUGUUUCCGAGAAUUCUGGACCAGAGACUUGGUGAGGGGUUAGCUUCUUAAUCCAGAUUGGGUGCCAGCAUCAAUUUUCUGGUGGGCCUUAACAUCUUUCCCACUUUUAGGAAAUUUUCAAAGAACCUACUGUUUCCUUCAGAUGUCCUUUGGAAAAUAGUUCCCUUUGCCAGCAGAAACAUGCCAGAGGAAAGCCUCUCUCUUCUUUUAUCUAACUGUAUAUUUACAGUUCACCCCUACCUUGCCCUUAAAAGUAGGAGAUGAGAAAGGAGAAAGUCCAGAAGCUCAUGAAGAAGAGAUGCACUAUGUGUUUACCCAAUUAAUUCUUCCCUUAAUUUAAUGCAAUUUCGUGUGUGAGUUUGCUGGUUGUAAAUACUUUGUCCUGAGAGAUUUAUCUUUAUACAGAUUUUCUAGAAAUGUUUAGAUUAGGUAAUUGAAACAGGGUUGGCAAACUCUUAAAACUGGUACAAUUUUAUAUGUGAUUAUAGGUGAAAUAAUACAUUCCCUCAUUUAAACCCAAUCAGAUGCCUCAGAGAGUAGCCUCAAUAUGUUCUUUCAAUUAGUUAAGACCUACAAAGCACAAGGUUCAGAAACCUGAUUUCCUGUGCUAAGUCUCUCCCCAUCCCUACCCCUUUCUUCUGAGGCCAGCUUCCCUUUAAAAUUUGUGCUGGAUUAUUCUAAAUGUAAAGGUAUUAUUUAAACCAACUUUUUCCUUCAACAAUUAUCUUAGCUGGAUAUGAUGUAUUUUCAGCUCAUUUGUUAAUGUGAUGGAUGGCACAAUGAAUGUAUAUUUUGUGUGAUUCGUGAAUAGUCUUUUGCAUGUCGCACAAUGUUUUAAUGUCCCUGAAGUACUACACUGAGUUUUAUCAGUUGUCCUUUGUGAGCCUAUGAUAUUCCCCAUUUCCUGUACAAUCAUGAACAGCUCUGAGAUCCUGGAGUAAGGUGAUCCAGAGCAGAGUUUACGGGUCUUAGGAUGUCUGUAAUAAAUAUAUUCAAGUUUCAA